AUGGAGACCCUACAGAAGCAACAUAUAAUAUAUCACUGGGGCUUCCCAACUCACCUGAUAAUCUCGAGGAAUGGGACAACAUCUGUUGUUCAGAUCAUGGAGGAUAGUUUCCGGUUCUUACAACAAUGGAACCUGAAAUUGUCAGAUGGAGCACCGCACCUGCAGUCACCAAAACAACUGGACAAGGAAUGGUCCCCUGCCCAAGAUUCCAA
Molecule: messenger RNA, 212 nt
Organism: Pelobates cultripes (western spadefoot toad)
Lineage: Eukaryota; Metazoa; Chordata; Amphibia; Anura; Pelobatidae
Source: the annotation of a GenBank genome assembly